Messenger RNA from Fusarium odoratissimum NRRL 54006, 1956 nucleotides. RefSeq lists its product as uncharacterized. The coding region runs from base 97 to 738 and encodes 213 amino acids. The transcript has 3 exons. NCBI's taxonomy places the organism in Eukaryota, Fungi, Ascomycota, Sordariomycetes, Hypocreales, Nectriaceae. The record is from RefSeq and is a predicted model, not a curated record. Gene Ontology annotation, molecular function: oxidoreductase activity, acting on a sulfur group of donors, disulfide as acceptor.
CGCGCAUUCAGCUGCCCAUAACGACAUCUCCUCCACCUAACAUCCCCCGGAUUCUCUACCUGAGUAGUAUACUUAAUUAUCACCACUUCAUAUAUAAUGGAUGAGAAACGCCCUGCUCCACGAGCCAUGUCGCCGCCUCGUUCCCUCCGUCGCAGUCGACCCACCCUCACAAUAGCCUUCGUAAUAGCUGUUGUUUAUACAUUCUGGAUAUGGCAGCCUUUCAACCCUAUACUUGACCAAACGAUGGUCGAUAUCACGAGUGACGAUGUUCAUACUACCGAUAGACUUGUGCCACUGGAGGCGCACAUCAUGAGUAAAUGUCCUGACGCAAAGGACGGACUUGAACUACUAGUACUGCCCGUGAUGCAACGCGUUCAUGAUAAGGUUAACUUCACCUUAUCUUACAUUGGCCGGCCAACUGCCAACGACGGUGUCGACUGCAUGCACGGCCCUUCAGAAUGCAUGGGCAACAUCAUCGAGCUCUGCGCCCGCGAACUCUACCCCGAUCCCAAGAUCAACCUCGGCUUCAUCAUGUGUCUAAGCCGCGACUACAGCGAAAUCCCCGAACGGUCCCUCGUCGAAGACUGUGCUCUUGAGUCCGCGAUCGAUUUCCAGCAACUUAGCGACUGCGCUGUAAAGGAGGACGGCGCCUAUGGUUUGAGCCUCCUACGGGAUAGCAUCAAGAGAACUGCAGAUGUAUGCCAAACUCGUCUGAAUGCCAUGCGCGUGCUAAUAUGAUCGAUAGGCCGGUGUGACGAAGAGCGCCACUAUUCGUCUCGAUAACAAAAUCUACUGCAUCCGCGACGGUGGCGAGUGGACCGACUGUCCCAACGGUUCUGGCGUCAACGAUCUAAUUAUUGCGAUCGAGAAGCUGCGCCGCUAGACUUGAGUGGCUCGAAAAUCUCGGUCCACAACUCACUUGCCUCUCCUAGCGUAUAGCUCAUAGUAAUGCCAUCCAUACCCGCCUCGUCGUCUCCCGCCAUUGCGCCCAGCGUUUCUAUAAUACUCUCGAGUCCGACUGCCUUGCCCGUCGCCUGAGUGGCCCCCGCUUCGAGCUGGACAUGAACAAUAUGAAUGUGAAAGUGGUAAUAUGUUGGCUGGUAAUGCACAUAGAGUUUCAGCUGGUCCGGCUCGAUCGAUGGAUACGUCUUGACAGUGGCAUCGAUAAGAUGGGUCUUCAUGUGCUGUAGCCAGGGGAUGUGCUUCUUGCGAAGGUCUCUCAGCGACCAGAUAUCCCGUCGUUCGACCAGCGCUAGUAGGUGCAGCGCAUCGAGCGUCUUGCGAUCCCAGUUGAGGUCUGGCAGCAUGAGGAAACCCUCAUCGCCGGCCUCACCAAGCUUCGUUCUGUAGAUAACAUCUUCUACCUCCUUGCGUCCUUCAAUAAUGUUAAAUACCCAAUUGAGUCGUCCUUCCUCCCUCUUGCUGAGCAUAUACGGUCGAAUGUGAUCUUUGUAAAUAUCUGGUGUCUCCGUCACGAACCGAACACCCUGCUUGCUGUACUUUUUGACGUGCGUUUCGGUACAUGGGUAAAUCAGGUUGAUUUUGAGAUCAGCGAAGAAGUCGGCGUCGUCAGGUUUGGUCGUCUCAGUGCCGCUACGGCUCAUGAACCAGUGAUAGAUAUCGUUUGCGCCCAGGUUCUGAAUCCGCGCGAGCUGAGCGGGAACAUCGGUGAGGUAGGUCUGUGAGGUUGGGAAGGGAGCCCGUUCCAGGAUCAGUAGAGCUGGUUGGUCGUCGAUAGAACCGUAGAGGGAGAUGCGACGUCCUGCUUGAUCUUGGUUGAGGACGCGAUCGAGUUUGAAUUUGGGCACAAGGGCCUCCGCUUUUGCUUUGACAUCGGCCAUCGUUGAUUUGAGAUUUGAAAAGACUUGGCUGUGGUCUACAAGCUCAGAAAGGAAUCUCCUUCAGAACUCUGCCCCUCUUUAGCAGUGGAGGAAUUGAUGGGAGGGAACACCCCAC